This is a messenger RNA of Verticillium alfalfae VaMs.102, 765 nucleotides long. RefSeq names its product transport protein BOS1. Lineage: Eukaryota; Fungi; Ascomycota; Sordariomycetes; Glomerellales; Plectosphaerellaceae. The transcript has 2 exons. Gene Ontology annotation, molecular function: SNARE binding; SNAP receptor activity. Bases 1 to 765 code for a protein of 254 amino acids. The record is from RefSeq and is a predicted model, not a curated record. Gene Ontology annotation, biological process: endoplasmic reticulum to Golgi vesicle-mediated transport; vesicle fusion. Gene Ontology annotation, cellular component: endoplasmic reticulum membrane; Golgi apparatus; SNARE complex.
AUGAACGUCUCCUACAACUCGUCGCUUCGGCAGAGCAAGGCGCUCCGUGCCGACAUCGACCGCUUGUCAACAGCAACCCAGGACCGAGUGCUUACACCAGCCGAAAUUGGCAGCCUCUCUGCCUCGCUUUCAUCCUUCUCCAAGACGGUCGAUGAAUACAAUGGUCUGGCGCGGCAGGAGCUUGUGCCAAAGAAACAAGAGGAGGCACUGGAGCGAGUCAAGCGGUUCAAGGGAGAUCUGACAGACUUUCGAUCGCGCAUCGACACCCUGAAGAGACAACGCGAAGAUGCUGCCCACCAAAAUAAUCGAGCCGAGCUCCUUGGUCGGCGGCCGUACUCUGACGCCACGCCAGAGAACCCUUACGCCAACAACAGCGCCGCAAACACAUCCUCAUCCUUGCACGCGAGGGGUGCUUCGGUCGGCGGUGCGGAGAGGGGCGCAGGCGGAGGGGGCUACGGCAUGGGCAGCGGCGAGCCGUCCAGGGAGCAGCACGCCUUCCGGGAGCAAACUUUCUUCGCCAACACGAACAACGCACUCGAUGAGUACAUUGCCCGCGGCCGGGCUGUGCUGGGAGAUCUCGGGGCUCAGAGGGACAUGCUCAAGAACACGCAAAAGAAGCUCUACUCGGUGGGCAACACGCUGGGCAUAUCCGGCGACACAAUCCGCAUGAUCGAGCGCCGGGCGCGGGAAGACAAGUGGAUAUUCUGGGCGGGCGUCAUAAUCUUCUUCGCCUUUUGUUGGCUCUGCCUGCAUUUCCUUAGGUAA